Molecule: messenger RNA, 6543 nt
Organism: Acanthosepion pharaonis
Lineage: Eukaryota; Metazoa; Mollusca; Cephalopoda; Sepiida; Sepiidae
Source: the annotation of a GenBank genome assembly
AUGAAGGAAGUGCAAGAUUUUGUAAAGUCUCUCUACCUGUCGGGCCAAACAGAGCUGCAGAGCAAGCAACAGCGCAGUCCCGCAGAGGUGCGGCACAUGCAGUUUGACCCUUAUGAGUUAAUGGUCUGCAGCAAUGCGGCCUGUGUUGACCUGCUCUUUUGGGCCGUCAGGGAUGAAUCUGAGGCAGAAAACUUGUGUUUACGGCUUACUGAGAAAAUAAAUUCUCUAACAGACAAGAAAUUACUGCUUCUUCAUACGCCUUUGCAAAUGGUUUCUUUGGAAGCCCUUGGAAAAUUGGCCACUAAAUUCCCAAUUCUGGCCAGUACGAUGCUUGCCUCACUCCGGGAAUAUCUUGUGACCCCUUCACCUGUGCUUAGUAAACUUAGCAAAUACGCCACCCAAGAUGGCAAUAUCAAGAUCACCAUUACAGAUGAGAGUCGCGUUCAAAAACGACAGGGCAACCAGCGUGACCCCAAGAACAAACUGCUGGCCACCCUGGAAAACUUGAGGGACACAGCUGUUACCAAUGUAUGCAGGUGUUUGAAGGCUGGCUUACUUGUAGACCCAGACAUUGUACAAGCUUUCUUGGCAUCCGUAUCCAACAGACUUUAUCGAACAGAAACCAGUGACAGGGAAUCGGCAUUGAUCUCAACCAACACUAUCCUCACCCUGGGUCAUGUAGCAGUUGCCCUGAAAGACACCCCCAAGACAGUAGAAUCGGUGCUGCAGAUAUUCCAGCAACGAUUUUGUUCACCUCCAUCUCAUCUCGAUGAACUCAUUAUUGACCAGCUUGGAUGUAUGAUAAUGGCUGGUUGUUCGAGCAUUUAUGGUGAAGUUAUGAAGAUGUUUUCUCAGAUCAGCAUAGAAAGUAGCUCCCCUUACGGUCGAUACAAUACAGAAGAUAAGGUCAACAACUACAGGCAUGUGUCCUUAUCUGUGAUCAAUGCAUUUGCAAACAUUUCGGCCAACAUUCAAGGAGAAAAUGAACAAUUGGAAUUGUUAGUGAGGUUGUUGGAAUUGUUUGUUCAAAUGGGAUUGGAAGGAAAGCGGGCCAGUGAACGAGCACAGGGCGCUAUGAAGGCAUCCAACAGUGCAGGAAAUCUGGGUCUUCUCAUUCCUGUCAUUGCUGUGCUUGUUCGUCGCUUACCACCAAUCCGAGAUCCCAGGCAACGCCUGAACAAAUUGUUCCGAGAUUUUUGGCUCUAUUGUGUUGUUAUGGGAUUUGCAGUGGAAGAUUCAGGUAUUUGGCCGAGUGAUUGGUUUGAAGGAGUGUGUGAAAUUGCUGUCAAGUCUCCAUUGCUGCUUUCCAGAGAACAUUUACGAUCAGAACUGCGGUACAACACAGCACUUAAAAAUGAUGGUGUGGCCCAAGCAGAUCUGAAUGAACUACGCUCCAGUAUUUGCAGUCUGCUCAACCAAAAUGCCGACAUCAUUCCAGUGGUCAAUAGACUCAACUUUGCCCAGUGUACUUACCUGUUAUCAGUCUUCCGUCUUGAGACUCUCAGAGUAACAUUUUCCACAGAUCCCACGUCAUUCCAAGGACUCUUUCAUUACCUAGAAGAUAACACCAUCAUCAAGGACAAGGCAAACAUGUGGUUAUGCCUCUCUGUAGUUUCUCACAAAGUCUUUGAGAAGUUUCUUGAUGUUAUGGCAGAAAAGCCCAAGACUGAUGAACGUGAAAGAGAGUUAGAGAGGCAUGCUCAAUACUUGCUGGUCAAGUUCAACCAUGUCCACAAGAGUAUCCGGUGUGUAGCUGAUAAAUACCUCUCAGAAUUAGUAGACAGAUUUCCUUAUUUAUUGUGGAGUGGAGUGUUGCUUCAGACCAUGCUCGAUAUCCUACAAGUUUUGUCCAAGUCAUUGGAAGUUGAUCCUCAUGCUAAAGCUCCUGAUUUUCAAAUUCCAAACACACCUUACGUGCUGCGAGUGAGAGACACAAUGGUUGAUCGAGAGAAUACAGUAAAAGAUUUUGCAGCACGCAGCACAGGCAUCAUUCAGGAAGCAAUGAAGUGGGCCCCAAAUGCAACCCGGUCACACAUUAUUGAGUACUUGCUCAAAAUGGAACAUUCCUCACAAGGUUUGUUCUAUCACAGUGGACUUGCCCUGGCCACAGAGAGUGUACUCAACUAUGCUGGUUACAACAAAACAGCAGCACCCUUGGGAAUUGCCACGUUAGAUAGACGGCCGAACUGUGUGACCACGGACAGUUCUAAUUUUAUGGCGGCUCUUAGUUUGCGCAGUCGCUUUAGUGGUCAGGUAGCUGGUAUGCGAGAGGUGUGUGACAGUGAUGAAGAACUCAUCAAAAAAUUGUGUGAUACUCUUGAUAAAGACUGUGAUAAACAAAAUACUGAACGCAUUAAAUCUGGAAUGUUUAAAGUUUGUGCACUUUUAAUCACCAUGAGAGACCUCAAACGACAACUGCUUCAUGCACUCUGCUGGAUUCCUGUACGCAAUUUCACAGAAAGGACAAUGGAAGUGGCUGUUGCAUGUUGGGAGUGGCUGCUGGCAGCCCGGGCUGACUUUAGCAUUGAGUUUCUAUGUGAAAUGGCAAUGGCAUGGCAAAUGACUGUAGACAAGAAACUUGGCAUUUUUGCAGAAGACAAACCUCGGCCAGAUCCACUAGCAAAAACUGAAGAUCAGAGUCUGGAUCCGAAUCCGCCAAUGGUGGCUGGUCAUCAGAUCUGGACAAAGUUCCUGGCCGAGCGUGUUGAAAUUGCACGGUAUAGCAGUGUGGACCAGGUGAAUAUCUUGCUGUCUCUUCUUCAUAAAUCCCUGUCUAUCAGUGUUGGCAAGCAACCUGGAUUAAUGUCGAGGCACCCAGCUGCCCUGGGGCCCAGAGUCAGGUUACUAACAAUGGGACUUUCUUUACUGCAAGGAGACCUGUUGCCAAAUAACCUGAGUCGAAGUGUGCUUCGGGAAAGGGUCUAUGCAGCCACAUUGGACUAUUUUUGUGGACCUGUAAUCUGUCCUACGCAGCGGGGUUCUGAACUAAGAGAAGAUAUCAUCACUCUCAUCAAAUUCUGGAAGUUGAUGCAUGCUGACAAGAAAUAUUUACGAUCCAGUGUGCUGCCUUUUUGUGCGACGGACUCUGUUAGUUUGAACCCAUCUCAGUUGCCAGGUGCUGGGUUUUCCUCUGAUUUGAGAACCUCUCAAUCUUCGAGUGGCUGGAUGAACACGAUCAAUAGUGGGGUGUCAGUACAUUCCAAGCGAUCAACGAAUAUAAUCAGCUCCAAUGUAAUGCCAAGUUCCUUGUCUGUCUCACCCACCUCCUUCCAGUCUGGAUUUGACUUUUCCGAGGGCUCCAUGUCAAGAUUCCCAGAGAAUGACUUUUUUGGCAGUGCUGGGACCCUAGGUUCUGGUACUCGGAAAGUAAAUGCAUCUGGUGACCGUGUUGUAAAAGACUAUAUGCGUAAACGAAACUUAAUUCUCUCUCUCAUGGCUAACACCAUCGAUGCGUUUAUCAUGUGGCACAAUCCAUUAGAACUUGUUGAACAGAAAAUCCCUGGAGAAGAUCUCAUAACACAAUGGCGUAAUCAAAUUGUCACUGAAAAGCACUACCGAGAAACAGCUCGAUUGGCUUGGGAUAUUUCCCCUAUUCUUGGAGUAUAUCUACCAAAUAGAUUCAGAAACUCUGAAGCGCUUGUAAAGGAGGUUACUCGUUUGGUUCGUCUAAAUCCAAUGGCAGUUAACCAAAUCCCCGAAGUGAUUAACUACCUGGUCACUGUUCACAGUGUGGAGGCAGAUGCACCAGAGCUUGUUCAUGUACUGACGUGGGCCAAUGUUUCUCCUGUAGUUGCAUUAUCCUAUUUCUCUCGUCAAUAUCCACCCCAUCCAUUAACGGCUCAAUUUGCAGUACGAUCUUUAAGAUCAUAUCCUCCGGAUGCCUUGAUUUUCUACAUUCCACAACUGGUUCAAGCUCUUCGUUAUGACAAGAUGGGCUAUGUUGUGGAAUUUAUUCUUUGGGCAGCCAAAUAUUCUUCUCUUUUGGCUCAUCAGCUGCUGUGGAAUAUGCAAACAAAUGUGUAUCAGGAUGAAGAUUCAACAAUAAAAGAUGAUCAGAUAGGCAACUUGUUGGAAAGUUUGAUGAAGGACAUUACGAAAAGUCUGUCUGGGGCUGCUCUCAGAUUUUACCAGAGAGAAUUCGACUUUUUUGGUAAAAUUACCAACAUAUCUGGAGAAAUUCGGCCAUAUCCAAAAGGUCCUGAGAGGAAACAAGCUUGUCUAGAAGCCUUAGCAAAAAUCCGACUACCAAAGGGAGUUUACCUCCCCUCCAAUCCUGAAGCUAUUGUUAUGGAGAUAGACUACAAUUCAGGUACUCCUAUGCAAAGUGCAGCCAAAGCUCCAUUUUUGGCAAAAUUUGCUGUCAGAAAAUUUGGUGUUAAAGAAUUGGAAACCCUGGGUCUUGAAGAAUCAUGUGGAUUGGAGAGUGAACAGAACCCCAAUUAUUGGCAGGCGUGCAUCUUUAAAGUUGGAGAUGAUGUGCGCCAAGAUAUGCUUGCCCUGCAGGUGAUUUCCAUGUUCAAGAACAUCUUUGAAUUGGCUGGUCUUGAACUUUAUCUGAAACCAUACCGGGUUGUGGCUACAAAUCCUGGUUGUGGUGUUAUUGAAUGUGUGCCAAAUGCGAAAUCGAGAGACCAGAUUGGUCGACAAACAGAUAUUGACAUGUAUCAAUAUUUUAUAAGCAAAUAUGGGGAUGAAGACACGUCAGAGUUUCAAAUGGCACGCCGGAACUUCAUAGUAAGCAUGGCUGCCUACAGUGUGAUCAGCUACAUCCUACAAAUCAAAGAUCGGCACAAUGGUAACAUAAUGCUUGAUUCUGAGGGUCAUAUAGUGCAUAUAGAUUUUGGGUUCAUGUUUGAAAGUUCUCCAGGCGGCAAUCUCGGCUGGGAACCCGACAUCAAACUGACAGAUGAAAUGGUAAUGAUCAUGGGUGGGAAGAUGGAAGCGCCACCAUUCCAAUGGUUUAUGGAGCUGUGUGUCCAGGGCUUCCUGGCCAUCAGGCCUUAUCAGGAGGCAGUUGUCUCUUUAGUCUCACUUAUGCUGGAUACUGGACUCCCUUGUUUUCGAGGACAGACAAUUAAGUUACUCCGCAGUCGUUUUGCUCCCCAAGCUAACGAGCGUGAAGCAGCCAAUUUCAUAUUGAAGGUCGUACGGGACUCGCUUUUUGUCUACUUGUAUUUCUUUCCAUUUUGUUUUCUUUCCACAAAUUUACUUAUUUUCCUUCUUCUAAUUCUUUCAUUCUUUUUCUAUUUUUCCUUUCAUUUUCCAGUUGAGAAAAAAAUGAAUCUUUUUCAGAUUUAUAUUUAUUCCUUCUCUCUCUCUUUAUUAACUUUCCUUUUAUUUAUUUCCUUUUCUUUCUUUCCUUUCCUCUCCCUUUCUUUCUUUCCUUUCCUCUCCCUUUCUUUCUUUCCUUUCCUCUCCCUUUCUUUCCUUCCUUUCCUCUGCCUUUCUUUCUUUCCUUCCUUUCCUCUGCCUUUCUUUAUUUCCUUCCUUUCCUCUGCCUUUCUUUCUUCUCUCUUUCCUUUCCUCUGCCUUUCUUUCUUCUCUCUUUCCUUUCCUCUGCCUUUCUUUCUUCUCUCUUUCCUUUCCUCUGCCUUUCUUUCUUCUCUCUUUCCUUUCCUCUGCCUUUCUUUCUUCUCUCUUUCCUUUCCUCUGCCUUUCUUUCUUCUCUCUUUCCUUUCCUCUGCCUUUUUUUUCUCUCUCUUUCCUUUCCUCUGCCUUUCUUUCUUCUCUCUUUCCUUUCCUCUGCCUUUCUUUCUUCUCUCUUUCCCUUUCCUCUGCCUUUCUUUCUUCUCUCUUUCCUUUCCCUCUGCCUUUCUUUCUUCUCUCUUUCCUUUCCUCUGCCUUUCUUUCUUCUCUCUUUCCUUUCCUCUGCCUUUCUUUCUUCUCUCUUUCCCUUUCCUCUGCCUUUCUUUCUUCUCUCUUUCCUUUCCUCUGCCUUUCUUUCUUCUCUCUUUUUCUUUCCUCUGCCUUUCUUUCUUCUCUCUUUCCUUUCCUCUGCCUUUCUUUCUUCUCUCUUUCCUUUCCUCUGCCUUUCUUUCUUCUCUCUUUCCUUUCCCUCUGCCUUUCUUUCUUCUCUCUUUCCUUUCCUCUGCCUUUCUUUCUUCUCUCUUUCCUUUCCUCUGCCUUUCUUUCUUCUCUCUUUCCUUUCCUCUGCCUUUCUUUCUUCUCUCUUUCCUUUCCUCUGCCUUUCUUUCUUCUCUCUUUCCUUUCCUUCUUCUCCCUUUCCUUCUUCUCCCUUUCUUUCUUCUUUCCUUUCUUUCUUCUCCCUUUCCUUCUUCUUUCCUUUCUUUCCUUCUUCUCCCUUUCCUUCUUCUCCCUUUCUUUCCUUCUUCUCCCUUUCCUUCUUCUCCCUUUCUUUCCUUCUUCUCCCUUUCUUUCUUCUCCCUUUCUUUCCUUCUUCUCCCUUUCUUUCUUCUCCCUUUCUUUCUUUCCUUCCUUCCUUUCCUCUACCUUUCUUUUCCCUCGAAAAAAAAAAAAUUUUUUUUUAAACUUUUUUUCCCUCCUUCCAUUCAUGUCUUACUGAUGCUAUUUCAUCCUAUUUAA